CUCGUUUCAUUGAUCUUUGCGAUUUUCUUGGGACAUCCCAGAGAUACCUGUACCGCUGUGAGCGCGUUUCUUUACCAGUCGCUGGGUCCAGCAUACGGCGCAUGGGAUCUGUAAAGGCCAAAAGGCCCAGGUUGGCUUGACAAGAAAAUCUACCGGAAAUCCGGCUGAUUUUCCGCCCGUCGGAUUUGAUCCAUAAUAAAAAGUCGGGUAAGUCAAUCCUACAACUGACAUCACAACUCGACUCAUGAACCCCCUGGCUUUGAUUCAAAACGUACUGGUGUGGAUCCUGGGUCUCCACGUCCUCUCUACACCAGUGAUGUACUCUACCAAUCCGGUGUCAAAGCGUUGGGUCGAUAUCUGGGAGACGGCUUACUGGGGACAUACACCCCACCUGAACUUUCCGGAGCACAAAGCCUUUCCCCGAAACCCUACGCCUCGCCUCUUUGUCAAUACAACGAUCAGACAGACGUUCAGAACAUCCUUCGCAUCUGAGCUCAUUCGGGUCCGGAUCUCUAACGAGUGGAGCUCCGAGGAGUUGAGCGUAUCUGGCGCAUCCGUGGCCCUACCUGCCAAAUAUCACGAUCACUUCCCAGGCAGUCCUGCAAUCAACCCAAACUCGUCGGUUCGCCUAACAUUCGCUGGCUCUGAAUCUGUAGACAUCCCGAAGGGGGCCUCUAUUCUCUCCGAUCCUGUCAACCUCGACCUGGAAGAGCUCGGAGACAUAUCGGUAUCCUUAUAUUUCGCGGAGGGAGCCGCCGGUGACUGGGCUCCUGGACAUGAAGGAGCAAAGUCCAUGUCUUGGAUGGAUUUUGGAAAUCUUCUCGACGUCCCCAGCUUUGACGUCUCAAGUGCAACGGAGUUUAGACGCUGGUACUAUGUCUCAUCGAUCGAAGCCUAUCUGCCCAACGAACAUCGAGCGGUCGUCUGCUUCGGCGACAGUAUCACAGACCAGGGACAGGGCGAAUUACCGAUCAAUGAAUAUCACGGGUGGACCGACAGACUCGCCCAGCGGCUGCUAUCCUCAUCGACAGAGUCACUAAGGACGAUCGGCAUGAUCAAUGCGGGGAUCUCUGGUGACACCGUUUAUGGAGGUGGCAUCCUUCGAUUCGAUCGCGACGUCAUAUCAAGACCAGGUGUGGAGUAUGUGGUCCUCCUCAUGGGUAUCAACGAUAUCCAGUAUCAUGCAAACACGACUGAAGCUCAAGAUCAAGCUUAUACUCGCAUCAGACUCGCACACUCUCAACUAAUUGACAGAGCUCACGAAGCCGGCAUCCCAAUUUUCGGCGCCACAAUCACUCCGUUCCUGACUCCGCCCAACUACACCCUUCCCCCACCUUUGCACGGCGCCAGACCGUCUGAUGACCCAGUUAGGGAGGCUACCAGGCAAAAAAUCAACCACUGGAUCAGAACAGAGGCAGACUAUGACUUUGUUUUUGACUUUGACGCCGCCACCAGAGAUCCUCAGCACCCGCAACGUCUGCAGACAGCUUUCGGAGGACUUGAUUAUCUCCAUCCUUCUGCUGCUGGACUAUUGGCCAUGGGCAACGCAGUCGACCUGGAUGCCUUCGAGAAGUUCAGACGGAUAAGGUGAAGCGAGGCGUAAUCUACGUUGCAUAUCUCUUCCUCCAUGGCGGGCUCCAGGGCUUCCCCACUUUAUGUGAUAUACCGCUUGCAUCUUGUUGAAUCGCGGCAAGAAUCGCACGGGGCUCUGGCUCUACAAUGCAAUGCCGGUUUUUACUGACUAAUGGGUGAUAUCUGAAGCACGAUGUGAAGCUCAGCAAGUGACGCUCGCUGCAUAUUCUUGAGAACUUCUGAGAAGCAAUGAGAACUUUGCAGAUCAGUAGCAAUGGCAACAC
Molecule: messenger RNA, 1856 nt
Organism: Kockovaella imperatae
Lineage: Eukaryota; Fungi; Basidiomycota; Tremellomycetes; Tremellales; Cuniculitremaceae
Product: SGNH hydrolase-type esterase domain-containing protein
Exons: 1
Coding region: 245-1591 (448 amino acids)
Source: RefSeq, a predicted model, not a curated record